CACAGCUUCGUCGACUCUUGAACACAACCGGUUACAAUGGCUUGGCUCGCGAGAUGCCUUCUAGUCUGCCUCUACCUCGUGAUCCUCUCCGUGGGCUCCCUGCCCUCCCGCGGUUCGGCCAUGGGCCUGCCCCAGCCGCCGCGGAAACUCAACUUCACCAUCGGCGUCGAGGGCGUCGUCUGGUGCAAGGGCUGCCGGUACGGCGGCUACGUCAAGUCAAAGGAUGCGUCGCCUCUCCCGAAUGCGGCGGCGGUGCUGCGGUGCCAGCGCGGCAAUUGGGACCUGUCGGUGUGGAACACCACUGACGCCGACGGCUACUUCCUGAUCCAGACGGAAAGGCAGGUGGUGCCGUUCAUGAGCAAGGACUGCACGGUGUACGUGCCGUGGUCGCCGGCGCGCGGGUGCGCCGUGCCCGUAAAUCCCGCCCGGAAGAAGGGGUCGCCGCUCAAGUUCCGCAGGUUCGUGCCGCUCUCCGACGAGCUGCAGGCGCGGUACUCGGCCGGCAACUUCACGUUCGCGCCGAAGGGCCCCAGCGCCAAGUGCAAGCUCUAGCUGACUCUGAACGUUGGAGGGGCUCGAGUGCAGGGCUACUUAUGUGUGAGACCUCUGUGUGAUGGAAGUGUGCCGCCGGCCGUGUGGAUAAAUACUUUAAAGCUGGCAUGCAAUAAAUCAGAUGAUAUACAUGUUUGCAGGGGAAUAAUCAUCGUGUAACAACAUUGAUCUGGCGUAGGAUAAUAUGUAAAGGUAUCUCUUCCAAAAUUUAUUCCUCUCCGAUCUCUGGUGCAAGCAGCUGAUCCUAGCAUAGCGCGCCUGUAGU
Molecule: messenger RNA, 817 nt
Organism: Phragmites australis (common reed)
Lineage: Eukaryota; Viridiplantae; Streptophyta; Magnoliopsida; Poales; Poaceae
Product: non-classical arabinogalactan protein 30-like
Exons: 2
Coding region: 37-552 (171 amino acids)
Source: RefSeq, a predicted model, not a curated record